Molecule: messenger RNA, 4126 nt
Organism: Magallana angulata
Lineage: Eukaryota; Metazoa; Mollusca; Bivalvia; Ostreida; Ostreidae
Product: WASH complex subunit 5-like
Exons: 28
Coding region: 434-3934 (1166 amino acids)
Biological process (GO): endosome fission; regulation of actin nucleation; endosome organization
Cellular component (GO): WASH complex; endosome
Source: RefSeq, a predicted model, not a curated record
CUUUCACUUUAAAUUAUUGAUGGGACGACAGCGAAGAAUAUUAUAGGAGAGAUCUAAGGCUUCUAUCUUGUUUAUGUCAUGACUCUUUAAUAUAUAAAAACAAAAUUAAUUUAUUUGAUAUCCAAGGAACUUUCUACAAGAAGAUCAGGGGAAUAUUUGUGGUUUACCUUCUCGGGUGUUAUUGUUAGAUGGCGCAACCUUCCGUCACAUGACAUUGGUGCAUGAUGUGAAAAGCACACACCAGCUGAUUUUCAAACGGAUAGAGCUUUUCAGGGUUAACAAUCAAAUGUGGAAGUGAUACAUAUAAACAUAUGCUGAUUCUGAUGAUGCCUAAACACCAUAUUCAUUUUGGAUGUCAAUAACAUAAGCUAAGUUGAUUCAAAAGUGAUACGCCCCCCUGACAAAGUGAAAGUAGAUAUCAAGCUAGCUAGCAAUGGCAGAUUUUCUAGCAGAAAAUAAUCCUUGUGGCCAAAAUGUAUUGCGAUUAGUUUCAAGAGGAAAUGCGAUCAUUGCAGAACUGCGUCGUUUGGCUGAAUUUAUUCCCCCUGUGUUCAAACUAGAAACGCAACAAGAUCGAAUAAGAUACGCUGAUAUCAUAUUUGAUUUUGCUUAUUUUAAAAGUCAGGAAUACUAUGACAACAAGAUUGAUAGCAAACCUGAACUUCAAGAUUUGGAUGAAGAAUUUCGUGAAAACCAUAUUGAAAUUUUAACUAGAUUUUAUCAAGCCUUUGCAAGUGUUCACAAAUAUGUUGUGGACUUAAAUAGAUUUUUAGAAGAUUUAGAUGAAGGUGUUUACAUACAGCAAACUCUAGAGAGUGUUUUACUCAAUGAUGAUGGGAAACAGCUUAUGUGUGAGUCCAUAUUUCUCUAUGGUAUCAUGCUCAUCAUCAUUGAUAGCAAGAUUGAAGGAACAGUCCGGGAGAGGAUCCUUGUUUCCUACUACAGAUAUAGUGCUCAGAAGGCAGCAGCAGGAGACUCCAACAUAGACGAUGUCUGUAAACUGUUGUGUGGCACUGGAUUCCAGAACACAGCCACGGCAAAGAGACCACCAAACUACCCAGAAUCCUAUUUCAACCGUGUUCCAAUCAACCCAGAAUUUGUGAACAUGGUGAUUGGUCGUUUACGAUCCGACGACAUCUACAACCAGAUCUCGGCCUACCCCCUCCCCGAGCACCGCUCCACUGCCCUAGCUACACAGGCCUGCAUGCUCUAUGUCAUCCUGUACUUUGAUCCUGAAAUCCUUCACAACCAACAGGCCAAAAUGAGAGAGAUUGUGGACAAACAUUUCCCAGAUAACUGGGUGAUCGGUGUUUACAUGGGUAUGACUGUCAAUUUACUGGAUGCCUGGGCUCCAUACAAAGCAGCAUCCACAGCACUCAACAACACGCUGGAGGUCUCCAACGUCAGAGAGCAGUCUGUGAAGUAUGCCACAAAGAUGCAGAGGUUGAUGGCUCCACUGGAGAAAUACCUAAAGGAAGGUGUGCUGACGGAGGAGUUUGUUUUGGACAACAUUCCCAAGAUGAUGAAUGUGCUGAGGGACAGUAAUGUAGCUCUGCGAUGGCUGAUGCUGCACAGUUCAGGACUCUCGCCCAGUGCUGAACAGAACAGGAGAUGUAAGGCCCUGAGGGAACAAGUUCUGACUGAUGCCAAGUACAACCCUCUGGCCGUCUUCCAGCUUCUUCUUAAUGUAGGGCAGUUUGAAUUUACUCUGAAGGAGAUGUUUAAACAGAUGUUAGUGGAAAAACAGCAAAAGUGGGAGGAGCACAAAAAGGAGGGGAGUGAGCGAAUGGCUGAACUGGGUGAGGUCUUCUCAGGGACCAAACCUCUCACCAGAGUGGAGAAAAAUGAUAAUCUACAAGCAUGGUUCACAGAAAUGGCAAAGCAGAUUACUUCUCUGAACUAUGAGGACUCUACCACUGCUGGGCGUAAAAUUGUCCAGCUUAUCCAGGCUUUGGAAGAGGUCCAAGAGUUCCACCAGCUGGAAAGUAACCUGCAGGUGAAGCAGUUCCUGGCCGACACCAGGAAGUACCUACACCAGAUGAUCCGAACCAUCAACAUCAAAGAGGAAGUGCUCAUCACGGUACAAAUAGUGGGGGACCUGUCUUAUGCCUGGGACAUCAUGGACAGCUAUACUAUGUACAUGCAACAAGGCAUCAAAAAAGACCCUUCACUUGUUAUUAAACUCAGGGCAACGUUUCUAAAGAUGGCUUCAGCCCUGGAUUUACCCCUGCUCAGAAUUAACCAGGCUAAUAGUCCAGAUCUCCUCAGUGUGUCCCAGUACUACUCCGGGGAACUGGUAGCUUACGUCAGAAAGGUUCUACAGAUCAUUCCCCAGACCAUGUUUGGACUCCUGGCCAAAAUCAUCAAUCUACAGACGACCAGUAUCAAGGAGGUUCCCACCAGGCUGGAGAAGGACAAGAUGAAGGAGUUCGCUCAGCUGGACGAAAGAUACGAGGUGGCAAAACUUACACAUGCCAUAUCAGUCUUUACAGAAGGGAUUCUUAUGAUGAAAACAACACUUGUUGGUAUCAUAAAAAUAGAUCCGAAGCAGCUGUUAGAGGAUGGAAUCCGUAAAGAGUUGGUGCAGCAGGUGGCCUUGGCGUUGCACAGAGGACUGAUGUUUAACCCCAAAGCAAAAAUGAGUGAGCUGAUGCCCCGCCUGGAGAGUCUGGGAGAGACUAUGGACGGGUUUAGGCGGUCCUUUGAGUACAUUCAGGACUAUGUCAAUAUCUACGGCCUGAAGAUUUGGCAGGAGGAAGUGUCCAGAAUCAUCAACUACAAUGUGGAGCAGGAGUGUAACAGCUUCCUCAGAACAAAGAUUUUGGACUGGCAGAGUAUGUACCAGUCUACAGCCAUUCCUAUCCCACGAUUCUCACCUGUGGAUGAAAGUGUCAAUUUCAUUGGAAGAUUGGCACGAGAAAUCAUUAGAAUCACUGAUCCAAGAAUAACAGCAUACAUUGAUCAAAUGAAGGCAUGGUAUGAUGUCAAGACUAAAGCUGAACAAGUAAACAGAACCCUUUUCCAAAAAUUACAGAAAUCAGUGGGUAGUUUUGGUUUGGCAGGACUGGACCGUCUGCUGUGUUUUAUGAUAGUGAAAGAACUGCAGACUUUUCAAGGAAUGUGUACAAGACUUCUGAACAAUGCUAAGGACAGGCAGUAUCAUGACCUUCUGGAUUCCUUCUCCAAGAGUCUGGGAAAUGUCAAAGCUGUUGUCGGCCAGCCAGGCAAGCUUUAUCCGGCCAUGAUGUCAAAAAUGACAAGAGUAUGGCCAUCCUUCUUGGACAUCAUCCUGAAGGUUGGCCAGAUGCAACUUUUGAGAAGACAAAUAGGACAUGAGUUGAACACUUCCUGUAAAUUUGACUCUAAGACUUUUUCAAGUGCACUUCAAGCCAUGAACGAUGCUCUGAUAGCAGACAUUGAGAGGCAUUAUCAGGAUCCCACUUUACCCUAUCCCAAGGAAGAAAACCCACUGAUGUUUGAAUUAACGUCUUAUUUAGAGUCUGCUGGAUACCAUGAUCCUUUAAAAAAGAUCUAUGUUACCACAAAGCGGUUGCCAUUUUUCUCUUUCUUUAAUUUCUUGUUGGUGAUUUCUCAUCUCCCAAAACUGACAUACAGCAAAACCAUUAGUGGACUGGUCAGUAAGAAAGCAGCUGACCCCUUGGAUGCCCCGCCCUUUGUGACAGGCUGUUUGACCCUGUUAAAGCAGUACCAUGCGGAGAAUACAGACAUAUUUCUUGCCUUCUUGGGACAAUAUGUGCGGUCCUUGGUGGAUUCUCUCCCAGGGUCAAAGACACAGGAUGGUGCCCAGGAUGUCUUGAAUGUAAUGAUAUUCUUGGAGGACUUUAUCUAUUACAGUGGGCUGUCAAGAAAGGUGGUGGAGGCCCAUGUACCGGGGUACCUGUUUGAUGAAUUUAGGAGUCAAUUUGCAUCAUGAGUAAUGCAAAGUUCUAGUACAAUACACAUGUGCAACAAAAUAUAAACCUGUAUAAAACUGAUUACAUUACAUAUUAAUAUGUAAUAUAUUGAAGAUGUGAAGGAUUAUAUUAUAUAAAAACAUCUGUUGUUUAGACAUAUACAAAAUGUACCAGUAUAAUUAUUUUUGAAAUAAACAUUUCAAAUAAGAAAA